AUGAACAGGCAGCUGUGGACAGGUGGACGGCCGACGGAGGCAGACAGUCACGGCGGACGCGCAGAUGUGGAUGGCCGAUGCCUGCAGCGGCGGAGAUGCUGGAGCGGCUCCACGGCAGGUGCGGACGACCAAGCAGAGAUGCAGGGGCGGCUCCUCGGAAGGGGCGGCUGGCCGGUGGACUCGAGUUGUCGAGCAGAGGAGCAGCAAAGCGGAGCUCAAGGUACUUUUGGAGUAUGUGCAUGA
Molecule: messenger RNA, 243 nt
Organism: Miscanthus lutarioriparius
Lineage: Eukaryota; Viridiplantae; Streptophyta; Magnoliopsida; Poales; Poaceae
Source: the annotation of a GenBank genome assembly